AUGGGAGCCCUCCGUCCAGCUCUCCUCGCACUGGCUGCGACCUUCCCGCUCGCUGGAUGCAGAUCCCCAGCGUCAACUCUCUACUGUCUCUCACAACCGGCCUCCUCCACAUCCAUCACCACGCUCAACUCCUCCCUCCCUCGGGCUCAGUGCUUCAGGGUUGAGAACGGACUGUUCUCUGAGGUCUUGGAUGCGGUUCCGGAAAGUGGUGAGGAGCGUGUGGAACUCGAUGGCUGGGUGAUUCCAGGGAUCAUCGAGAGCCACGGCCAUAUCCUGGCGUAUGGUGAGAUGCUGGAGAGCGUGUCGCUGUACGGAGCGGAUAGUAUGGGGGCGGUCAGGGAGAGGAUCAAGAGCUUCUUAGCGGAGCACAAGGGGGAGGGGUACGGAGGGCGAGGAAAGUGGGUGAGGGGUAUUGGGUGGGAUCAGAAAUUCUUUGGGGGGGUUAUGCCGACUGCUGAGGAGCUUGGAGAGGAUUCGGAUCUGGAAGGGCUGUAUAUCAUGCUUGACCGAGUAGACGUUCACUGCGUUCUCACCUCUCAGAAAGUCCUCGAUUUGCUGCCCCGGCCGCUCCCAAAAGCACCGCCGGGAGGCGUGGUUGUCACUGAGCCUGGUCCCGGGGUAUUCUGUGACAACGCGAUGGAUGCCAUCAUCUAUCCGCUUGCACCCAAGCCAGAUGUCGCUCAAAAAACACGGUGGUUCAAGACCGCUUUGGCGGAGUUGAAUAGAGUGGGUAUCGUUGGUGUUGGAGAUGCGGGCAUGAGACCGGAUGAUGUUGCUAUACUAGAGGGCUUGGCUGAGAAAGGGGAGUUGACUUUGAGAAUCAAUGUUAUGCUUGAGUGUGCUGAGAGGAACACCUUUUGUCCGGAUGAGACAGAGGGGUUGGAUCUGUUGGCGGCUUCGGAGGAUGGGUUGGGAGAUAGCACGUUGAUGCUUGGGGGAGUGAAGCUUUUUGCAGAUGGGGCGCUGGGGUCUUGGGGUGCGGCGUUGUUGGAGCCAUACUCGGAUAGGGCUGAUACCAGCGGGACAAUGUUGAUAAACGAGACGGAAUUGACGGCUGUGGUCAACCAGUGGUUCAAUGCUGGGUUCCAGGUCAAUAUUCACGCGAUUGGAGACCGAGCGAAUCGAGCUGCGGUGGAUGCUUUUGAAAGCGUUCUGGGAGCUGGUUGUGACGGCUGCAAUGAAGCAAAGAGGUUGAGGAUCGAGCAUGCUCAAAUCAUUCACCCAGAUGACCAGAAGCGGAUCGCGAGAAUGGGCAUAAUCCCAAGUAUCCAACCCACACAUGCCACCUCCGACAUGGCAUACGCACUCGACCGGCUCGGAGCAGAACGGCUCUCUCAUUCCGCUUACCGCAUGGCCAGCCUCUUCCCCCCCGGUCCGGAAGCAACAGUCUCGAAAUACCCGGGUCCGGUCCUCGGCUCUGACUUCCCCGUUGAGCCACCGUCCCCUUUCGAAGGCAUGUACGCGGCCGUCACGCGGCUCAAUCCCAAAACGGGCACGAGUCCCUCCGGCCCUGGCGGCUGGCACACGGAGCAGGCGUUGACCGUUGAACGAGCCCUGCUGGGCUUCACGAGGAACGCGGCUUAUGGAUGGGGGAAGGAAGGCCAGACGGGUGCCAUCGAGGUGGGGAUGUGGGCGGAUUGGGUCGUACUUGAUAGGGAUGUCUCGGCCGAUGAGACGGGGAGGAGCUUGAGGGAUGUGGUGGUCAAGGAGACCUGGGUUGGGGGACGGAGGGUGUUUCCGGUAGAGGAUGUGGCGACGACGAGUGUUGUCAAGGACGGACCGAGGAGAGAAGAGAUUGUAAAAGAUGAGUUGUAA
Messenger RNA from Drepanopeziza brunnea f. sp. 'multigermtubi' MB_m1, 1815 nucleotides. RefSeq lists its product as uncharacterized. The record is from RefSeq and is a predicted model, not a curated record. Gene Ontology annotation, molecular function: hydrolase activity, acting on carbon-nitrogen (but not peptide) bonds. Lineage: Eukaryota; Fungi; Ascomycota; Leotiomycetes; Helotiales; Drepanopezizaceae.